Lachancea nothofagi CBS 11611 is the source of this 510-nucleotide messenger RNA. The record is from the annotation of a GenBank genome assembly. NCBI's taxonomy places the organism in Eukaryota, Fungi, Ascomycota, Saccharomycetes, Saccharomycetales, Saccharomycetaceae.
AUGGGAUGGUCUAGAGCUGGGUCGCUUUUUUCCCUGCCCCCCACGCUAUGGUUGUUUGUACCCGAGUCAGGAACGCUCGACGUCCGAGUCGAUUGCGUUUGUGAGUCAGUCGCGCAGGUUUACGUAAUCGAGCGACACAACCGGGUUGUUUGCCUACGGAGGGAGGAAUGUGUUCCAUCCACCGCUAAGGUGGGCGAAGCGGGCGGAAUAUGUAUGUCAGCAGCGGCAGUGUGGCCAAAGGAGCCCUGGGAGAGCCGUAUGGUUGCCAUGGUUCAUCGGAUCGAGACCGUCGGCUUCCCCCCCCCAGCGACACGAUCGUCAGCGACUUUUCGGAAUGUAUGCCACGCCAGGGUGGUACAAAGUGAUAUUUGGAAUUCUACAUAUCGCGUCAAUGAAGUACACUGGAACCCGAUCUUUACGGGAACCAGGAACCAUGACAUGCCGGUACAAGGUGAUAUGACGCAGAUACGCGGAAGAAGCAGAAUCCCAGGUCCGAAAUUGCUUCCUUGA